AUGGACGACUACUGCACUAGCCCGCACCUCGAGGAAGAAGAGGACGACGUGCAGCUCUCGCUGGCGUGCGGCUCGUCGGCGGCAACGCCACAGUCACGGAAGCGGCCUCGCCGGCGGGAGGAGGAGGCGGCGGCGUACGAGUGCCGGACUUGCGGGCGGCGGUUCGCGUCGCACCAGGCGCUGGGCGGCCACCGGACCAGCCACCUCAGGCCCACCAAGCGGCGGCCCAGACCGUCGAAGCCCGUGGUCCACGCUUGCGAGGUAUGCGGGAUGGGCUUUGGUAUGGGCCAGGCGCUAGGCGGCCACAUGAGGAGGCACCGGCCCAUUAAUAAUGUUGGCAUGGGCCUCAAGCAAAUCAUCAUGCCAGAAAUACGGCCCAGCUGCACACUGCAGCUGCUUGACCUCUUCGUGUAG
This is a messenger RNA of Oryza brachyantha (malo sina), 414 nucleotides long. RefSeq names its product zinc finger protein ZAT18-like. The transcript has a single exon. Bases 1 to 414 code for a protein of 137 amino acids. Lineage: Eukaryota; Viridiplantae; Streptophyta; Magnoliopsida; Poales; Poaceae. The record is from RefSeq and is a predicted model, not a curated record.